AUGUCCCCUGUAGCGCUAGAAGCCUCUCCUCCUGGCUCGGAUGCCAUUCCAAUCUCGCUUGUACCAUGGGAGGUACGAAACAACGGGAGUUCUGUGGGACCCAGUCCAGCUGCCUCUACGUCAUCUCAUGCUCAAGAAUCAAAGAACGAAGUAUCUCAGGUGGAAAGAAAUACGCUCAGCAUACCUGUGGUUCGACUGGACUCGCGUACGAUCUCCGAUGAGAUGGCCGCCACUUUGUCCGUCAGCCUCCUUGGACACGUUCUCUUCCUCAAGAGCCAGAUCCCAUUGUGCGCGUGCCAUUCAUAUCUUAUAUCUUCACUUUUUUCCCCUGAUGGGAUCUUGGAACUGACUUAUGGUGUUCGCGUUCAUCACAGUCCUGUGCAGCAACUCGCGCGCAUGCCUGCGGGCAACUCUUCAAAUAAAAAGGCCACGAAAAAACGGAUAGAGUUCGCGGAUGCUUUCGAUGAGCUGUCUUCCCACCUACACACAACAUUCACCGCCCUUUCGACUGCCUUUGCUAGAAAUACCGCGCGGUACCUCGUGCCACAGCCUGAAAGCAACCAUGGCGCGCCUUUGAGCGAUCUCACUUCGACGGCACACUUGAUGAUCGCUUUGGGUCCGACUGCGGGGACGGUCAAGGCAAGGAUAAUCCUUACGAUUGAUGGUCUUGAAGUCAAAAUAUGGGGAACGCGAGAGGCCGUGCAACCAUCCGCGUCUCCUGAAGAGGUAGGUGAAGAGAGCUUUGAAGAAGAAGAAGAUGAACAGGUCGAGGAUGAGGAUUCCACCGAUGAAAGUGAGAGUGAAGAAUCGGUGAGCGAAGAAAGCGAGUCUGAGGAUGAAGAGCAAGACGAUUCAGAAGAAGAACAAAUCAUUGACAAGGACGAGGACGACUUUGCCGAGCUCCCACCAGACUCGCCCCCGCCCUCUGAACCUCAUCCCUCUCGCGUCCUGUCCCCACUGCGUGACGCGACAAACACCUCUCGAGUGGCACCCCAGCACCCACCGCCUCCCAGGGCCUCGCCCCCGGCCUACACUGUCCCCCCGUCCAUCCAAAACUCGGCUUCUUCCACGCCCAUGCCUUCAAAGCCGCACCUCGCGCCCCCGCAGACGAAGUCAUACGCGGAGCAACAGCAGAUCUGGCGCAGCGCGACUAACCUCAUGUCCCGCCAGCUCGUGAACGCGUGCGCCGAGGGCGACGGCAUGGCCUGCGAGAUGGCGCCGACGCAAACGCACAUCCUCCUCCGCGCGCCGCGCCGCUUCUCGCAUCCCGCGUGGCACCCCCGCCAAAACCUGACUUCCUCCCUCGACAAAGUGCUCGCGGACUUCCAACACGAGUCUGACCUGGACACUGCCGGCGACGCCGGUCCCACCAAACGGAAGAGGACGGGCAUCAAGACGGAAGGCGUGCUGGUGGAGUGUACCGGCCGAGACCAGGGCAAGCCUGCGUUCGGGGCCAACGAGGUGCUCGGGAGCGAGGACGACGAGAUGAUCUGGUGGGCGUGGAACGGGCGCCUGACUGGCUUUUCGGAGUGGUGA
Messenger RNA from Heterobasidion irregulare TC 32-1, 1536 nucleotides. RefSeq lists its product as uncharacterized. The record is from RefSeq and is a predicted model, not a curated record. NCBI's taxonomy places the organism in Eukaryota, Fungi, Basidiomycota, Agaricomycetes, Russulales, Bondarzewiaceae. The coding region runs from base 1 to 1536 and encodes 511 amino acids. The transcript is spliced from 2 exons.